Messenger RNA from Phragmites australis (common reed), 864 nucleotides. RefSeq names its product sec-independent protein translocase protein TATA, chloroplastic-like. Gene Ontology annotation, biological process: protein transport by the Tat complex. NCBI's taxonomy places the organism in Eukaryota, Viridiplantae, Streptophyta, Magnoliopsida, Poales, Poaceae. Bases 100 to 597 code for a protein of 165 amino acids. The record is from RefSeq and is a predicted model, not a curated record. Gene Ontology annotation, cellular component: membrane. The transcript is spliced from 2 exons.
AAGCCGUAACCAUAGAACGCUAUCUCAUCUCAGAGAAAUAUCCGCGUGACUCCGACCUCCUCCCUCCCACUCCGAGCAGCAGCAGCAGCAGCAGCAGCCAUGGGGAUAGCCGUGGUGGCUCCCGUCGCAGCGGCCUACUCCUCCUCCCUCGCGCCGCCGCCGCCGCCGCGGAGGGCGCCGAGCCGGGCCCACGUCGCGGCGGCCGGGAUGUCCUCGAGGGCGUCCUCGUUCGUCGCGGGCGCUGGCGGGGGCCUCGCGGUGGUCUCCGCGUCCGUGGCUGCGCGGCCGAGGCGGGCCGGAGCGGGGGGAGGCGGCGCGCUCGGGUGCAAGUGCCUGUUCGGUUUGGGGGUUCCCGAGCUGGUGGUCAUCGCCGGCGUCGCCGCGCUGUUGUUCGGGCCUAAGCAGCUCCCCGAGGUCGGCCGCAACAUCGGCAAGACCGUCAAGAGCUUCCAGCAGGCAGCUAAGGAGUUUGAAACCGAACUGAAAAAAGAGCCUGGGGAGGGUGGAGACCAGCCUCCACCCGCGACUCCCACGGCGGUAAGCGACGGGGAAGAGAAAAAGGGGCUUGAGGCAUCAAGUAGCAAGGAGAGCACGUGAGGAUCAAUUGAGAGUUGCGAGUUAGGGUUGUGUAUGUAAAACUGUAUUCCGCAUUUCUUGAGUUAGCGGCUCAUUCCUUCCUUGUUUUUUUGACCACCUUGCAGUUGCAUGGCAUGUAGUGAUAUUGUUUUGUACCUGGGAAGAACACCUUGUCUGUGAAAAAUACCAUGUUCAAUUGUGAGGUUAAUAUGUUGAACAUAAUUCAGAUUGGCAAUUGACACCUGUAGCAUGUCUCUUGUUUUAUAGAAACUUAAGUGGUUCCAGAUA